This is a messenger RNA of Drosophila serrata, 1789 nucleotides long. It is a transcript of the gene esg, whose product is annotated as escargot. NCBI's taxonomy places the organism in Eukaryota, Metazoa, Arthropoda, Insecta, Diptera, Drosophilidae. Gene Ontology annotation, biological process: regulation of DNA-templated transcription. Gene Ontology annotation, molecular function: DNA-binding transcription factor activity, RNA polymerase II-specific; RNA polymerase II cis-regulatory region sequence-specific DNA binding. The record is from RefSeq and is a predicted model, not a curated record.
ACUAAGUAUAAACAGUGACUGUGAAACUUUUUCAAGAACUUUUACAAAUCAAAAAGAAGCAAAGCAAAGUAAAAAAGAAAAAUCGAGAAAAUGCAUUCCGUGGAAGACAUGUUGGUGGAGAAAAACUACAGCAAGUGCCCGCUGAAAAAGCGACCCGUAAACUAUCAAUUCGAAGAUCCUGAACCCCAGGAUCUGUGCGUUAAGAAGCUGGAAAUAACCGAGGAGGAAGAGGAGGAGAUGGACCAUCCCUCCGAGGAGCUCAUCAAUGUGAGCGAUUGCUGUGAGGACGAGGGCGUCGAUGUGGAUCACACGGAUGAGGAAAUGGAACUGGAGGAGGAUGAAGAAGAUGAGGAUGUGGAUGUCGAUGUGGAUACGGAUGCCAAUCAGACACAGGCGGCCGCUCUGGCAGCCGCUGCUGCCGUAGCCGCUGUGGCCAGUGCCGCCUCCGUAUCCGCUUCCGUUCCCGGAUCGGUGAUAAUGCCCACACCCACAUAUCCGAAAUAUCCCUGGAGUUUCCACAUGUCACCUUACACAGCUGAAUUCUAUCGAACGAUUAACCAUCAGGGGCAUCAAAUCUCUCCCCUUCGAGGUGAUCUCAUGGCACCCAGUUCACCCAGCGAUUCUUUGGGUUCCCUGUCACCGCCACCGCAUCAUUAUCUGCAUGGCAGAGCCAGCUCUGUGUCGCCACCCAUGAGAUCUGAGAUCAUCCAUCGACCCAUUGGAGUGCGGCAACAUCAUCAUCAUCAUCAGCAGCAGCAGCAUCAACAUCGCUUCUUGCCAUAUCCUCCCAUGCCCAGUUAUCCUGCUCUGGGUGGCUAUCAUCAUCAUGCUCCUAUUUCACCGGCUUAUUCCGAGAACUCUUACUACUCCAUGCGCUCCAUGACCCCAGAGUCCAGCUGCAGUUCCUCUCUGCCCGAGGAUCUAUCUCUAAAGCACCUGAAGAAAACCCUAAAGAGUAAUCCACAGCAGAAUGAGCUCACGCCCACCAAAACGGGGGAUGUAUCUACAUCAUCAUCAUCAUCCUCGUCAGCAGCUCCUGCAGCCAGUCCUGGCUCCUCCAAGAACAACAAGGAUAAAUCCCAGCCACCACGCUACCAGUGUCCCGAUUGCCAGAAAAGUUACUCCACCUUCUCUGGCCUGACCAAGCAUCAGCAGUUCCAUUGCCCCGCUGCCGAGGGCAAUCAGGUGAAGAAAUCCUUUAGUUGCAAGGAUUGCGACAAGACCUAUGUCUCUCUGGGCGCCCUCAAGAUGCACAUUCGCACCCACACGUUGCCCUGCAAGUGCAAUCUCUGCGGCAAGGCCUUCUCCCGACCAUGGCUCCUCCAGGGACACAUCCGCACCCAUACGGGUGAGAAGCCUUUUAGCUGUCAGCAUUGUCAUCGUGCCUUUGCCGAUCGCUCCAAUCUGCGUGCCCAUCUCCAAACGCAUUCGGACAUUAAGAAGUACUCCUGCACCAGUUGCUCCAAGACCUUCUCCAGGAUGUCGCUGCUCACCAAGCAUUCGGAGGGCGGUUGUCCUGGUGGCAAUGCCAGCGGCAGCGGUGGAUCCUCCAGUGAGAUGUCCUAUGGCGGCUAUGCCGAACCCUAAGCAUCAUCAUCAUCAUCAUCAACUAGAGAGAUCCCAGCCAUGUUCCACCAAAAAUUAGUUCCUAGCUCUCUCUUAGGCAGCUCCAAGUUCCAAAACGACGAAGAAAUGAACAAAAAGUCCCAGUGCAGACACACACAAUUUAUUUCAAAACUGAAUUUCUAUUUUUUAUUUUCUAGUCAGCAUUUUCUCAGAAAAAGAGGAA